ACGCGAGGGUUCGGCGUACCUUCCAAGAUCAGUGGCUCCAGGGGUUUUUUUCUGCGAGAUUAGAUACCCAUCAUCUGCAGGUUAACCAGAGGUGAACGGCGUAAUUUCGGCUUCGACAAUUGCAGUAAAGAUUAGUGGAAGCUCAUAAAAGAUAAGGAAAAAUGCUUUCGUUCGGAUGUUGUGAAGAUAAUAAAGCAUAAUUAAGACAAGGAACUUACAGAAGUGGAAAUUGAUCAUAAGUACGCGCCGGUAGAAGUGGAACCGCGCAGCGCAGCAAAAGUGAAUGAGUUUGUUUUUCAUUGUUUUCAUUGCUAACAUUGCUGGUGCAGAGAGUGUGUGCGCAGAAAAAUAAGAAGUGGUUGCAUUAAGCUCUAUUGUGGCCCCCGAGUGGAGUCUGCCCCUAGUGCAACAUCUAAAACAGACCUAAGAAGUGAGAGCCUACGGUGGGCGCAUUCGAUCCCUCAGUCGGUCCCAAACCGUAGUCCCAACAACAGCCCAUCAGAUCCGAGAGUGAACGUGGUUGAAAGUGAGUUUGGAUUGCGCAGAAGCAAACGGAAAACUAAUCACGCGAAAAAAACGUACUCUGCUCUGGACAAGUGAUAGCGAUUACGGCGAACGGAUUCAGCGGCGGGUAAAGGAAAGCGAAACUGAGAAGAAAGUGGACUCUAUUUGCGGAAUCAGCGCAAAGUUGGAAGGAUUUGUUUCGGUGCUUUGAGCGCAGCAUCGGAUUUCAUUGUAGCGCAACGGAAUAGGAGAUAGCAACCGAUCAAGAUGAGACUCUCGCUCACGUUCGGGAUAUUGGUCCUGUGUAUCGUCUCGACGGUGCACAAAACUGAAUGCUCGGCCCAGCAGAUCAAAGCUCAACCCGCACAGUUCAGUAAUGCACACAGCUCGGAGGAGCAGGCCAAAGAUUCCUCUCCAGCAGCGGCAGGUAACGUAGCGUACCGAGCGCGUCCUUCCUACGCGCAACAGUAUAGUUCAGAAGAGGAAGACGACGAACCCCAGCCCACCUUCUCCAGACGGCAGCAUCCGUCACAGCAGCUACAGCAGCAGGAUAAGAAGAGCAAGAAACCCACCUAUUCGAGCGAAGAAUUAGAGGUCGAGGAGCCGGACCGACUGUCAAUGUUGCUGGAGAAAUCCGAUUUCCACUGCACGGGACGCACGACCGGCUAUUACGCCGACGAAAGUCUGGGCUGUGAAGUGUUCCAUUAUUGCCAGGAAAACCAGAAACACUCGUGGAUUUGUCCCGAGGGUUUCAGUUUCCACCAGGUACAUCUCAUCUGUAUGCCACCGUCCAAUGACAACAUCUGUGACCAGUCCUCGAAGUACCACUUCGUCAACGAUUACCUCUACAAGCCAAUCAACAUGGAGGAGCAUAUGUCGAAGCCGAAUGUCACUUUAAGAUAUUCGGAGCGCUACUACCCGGAGAACUUCUACGUCGACGAGCGUCAUUACGAUUAUGAGCGCCAGCAGCGUGGCCAGGAGGAACGUCGCCAACCGGUCCAACAGAAGCCACAAUCUUACCAGGCACCUCAGCAACAGAACAUCCGGAAACCAGCGUACAGCAAUGGUCCAACCACUCCAUCCUACCGAAUAGUGUCCUCGCCAAGCCCAACGCAUCAGGCUGCCUACCGCAACCCAGAAGAGAUCAACAUCUCCCUGCAGCAAAGAAGGCCGUCGUACACGCAAACCACCCAACGCUACGACGACGAGGAGGAGUACGGAAGCUACGAGCGGAAGUAGAGCGUUUAGCGAGUAGCACCAAUCGUUGCUGUGCCCUCCGAAGGACAGUCUUAGGUUUAAGGACGGUAGCCAUUAAGUGUAAAGAGCAAAUGAUUAAGUUCUCUAGCCAUUAAAAUAAUUCAUUUCUCUCCAGGACUGACUGUGCAUUGCGUUGCGGAUUCAGUCAAUUUUUGCGGGACUUUUUUUGUUCUUUACUUUCUCUGUUUACAUUAGAAGACAUUUUUUCAAUGUUCUUAUGU
Molecule: messenger RNA, 1982 nt
Organism: Toxorhynchites rutilus septentrionalis
Lineage: Eukaryota; Metazoa; Arthropoda; Insecta; Diptera; Culicidae
Exons: 3
Coding region: 772-1743 (323 amino acids)
Cellular component (GO): extracellular region
Molecular function (GO): chitin binding
Source: RefSeq, a predicted model, not a curated record